ACACACUGGGAGGCAAACGGAAAUGGAAUGAACUGGGAAAACAACAUAAACAAGACACCCUCAACAGCUGGGGACUAAAGAGCUGUUCACCAUGGAUCUGAAGGACAGAACGAUACCUCAGUGGAGUCUGGACUCUGAGUCCAGUCCACAUUCUGGCUCUUUGAACAGCCUUUCAGCACUCACACCAGAGGAAGAGGAAAAGGAGAAGCCAACCAUAUCACCAAGUCGUGCCUAUAUAGCUGUAGCUGUGCUUUGCUUCGUCAACAUGCUCAUCUACAUGGAACGAAAUGCAGUAGCAGGUGUCCUUCCCAGCAUUCAGACAUUCUUCAAUAUAGGUGACAGCUUAAGUGCUCUUCUACAAACAGUUUUCAUCCUUGGCGUCGUGGUUUUCGCCCCUCUCUUUGGCUACCUUGGGGACCGCUUCAACCGGAAAUACGUCAUGAUUGGUGCUAUAAGUGUGUGGCUUGUGAUUGCAGUCGGCAGCUCUUUUGUCACUAAGUCGCUCUUCUGGCUUCUGAUGCUGUUGCGAGCCAUUGUCGGGAUAGGAGAGGCCAGCUACGCUACCAUCGCUCCCACCAUCAUUAGCGAUGUCUUUGUCGGGACUAAAAGGAGCCUCAUGAUCUUUUUCUUCUACAUGUUUAUGGCCAUUGGAGGUGGUCUAGGAUAUGUAACAGGGGCAGGGGUUGCUACUCUUACAGGAGACUGGCGCUGGGCUCUCAGGGUCACUCCCAUCUUGGGUGCAGUGGGACUUGUCUUGCUGGUCUUCCUGUGCCCUAACCCACCCAGAGGUGCUGCAGAAACCCACGGAGAGGGAGUUACAGGGGAGAGCACUUACCUGGAGGACAUCAAGUAUCUUUUAAAAAAUAAAAGUUAUGUGUGGUCAUCAUUGGGAGUGACGGUGGUGACCUUCCUCACCGGAGCCCUUGGUUUCUGGAUGCCUACCUUUCUGUCCAGAGCUCGGAUCAUUCAGGGACUCCAGCUGCCGUGUGUCAAAGAGCCCUGCAACCCCAUAGACAGUUAUAUCUUCGGUGCUAUCAUGGUGGUGACGGGCAUUCUAGGAACUGGUCUUGGCAGUGGUUGUUCUAGUUGGCUACGUGACAAGGUGCCAAAUGUGGAUCCAAUCAUCUGCGCAGUAGGCCUACUGGCAUCGGUUCCCUGCCAAUUCAUCAUCAUCUUCGUGGCAUCAGCAAGCCUUCCUGCCACUUAUGUAUUCACUUUCUUUGCUCUACUUUUUGUAUUAGCGAACAUCGCUGUCAUGGCUGAUAUACUGCUGUAUGUUGUCAUACCAACCAAAAGAUCCACAGCUGAGGCUCUCCAGAUUUCAGGCUGUCAUCUGCUCGGUGAUGCUGUGAGUCCUUACAUCAUCGGAGCGAUCUCAGAUGCUUUACGCAAAUCUAAACCUGCAACUGCUGGUCAGAGCUUCCACAGCCUGAAGUACAGCCUCCUGCUCUGUCCUUUUGUCACGCUUCUGGGUGGACUGUUUUAUAUUAUUAGCACCUGUUACAUUACUGAAGACAGGAAGGCAGCUACAGCUACACCACUGAUUGAAGGAGAUCUCACACCACAGCAGGGUCCUGCAGCAUCUGAGCCCCCAUUGGAACUGAGCAAUGGGUAUAUUGAGUAAAGCUUGACAAUUAAUUUAUCUGUAAAUAUUUGAAGUUAAGAACUAACAAGAUGUUAGAGUUGAGUUGAAAAGAUGUAUGUUUGUCACUUUACAGCCACAAACUGCUGCAGAUAAAUCAUGACAAUUCACACUGUAAAACCAUGAAACUUUUGUCUGCUCAAUCAAUCUUAAAUUGUAUUUUCUUAAUGAUUCUGCUGAAUUUUG
Messenger RNA from Centropristis striata (black sea bass), 1828 nucleotides. RefSeq names its product protein spinster homolog 3-like. Gene Ontology annotation, molecular function: transmembrane transporter activity. Gene Ontology annotation, biological process: transmembrane transport. Bases 92 to 1624 code for a protein of 510 amino acids. The record is from RefSeq and is a predicted model, not a curated record. The transcript has 13 exons. NCBI's taxonomy places the organism in Eukaryota, Metazoa, Chordata, Actinopteri, Perciformes, Serranidae. Gene Ontology annotation, cellular component: membrane.